AGAGCCAGAUUCAUACUUCCUGUUUACACGUUCAGGAAAUAGUGAUUUCCGUAGCUUUUGUAGUUGUUUAUCUCAUGGUAAAUAUGAACAUAAAACUUUAUAGCGUUAUGUGAUGGAUAUAAAUUGAUAACGGUCUAUUUUAAUCCAGUGGACGAGUCACCGAUGAUAACAUAAGCUUCAACAUCAAGGGAAUCGAAUACUGUUAAGGUUAGGUGUGUGUUGAACAAAGUUUUUGCAACAACAAAAGCUCGAUUUCCUUUCAGCUGUCAAUUUUUCCUUUUGAACGUACAUGCACGAUGCAGAUAAACGUAUUUUAUUUCGUGAAAUUAAAUAUACAUAGCUACAUGUAUUUUAGCUGAAUGAUCUAGUUUGCCUGUUCGGUAUGUUUUGGUUUCUCUAGCUAUCCUACUAGCGCCACGUCACAUAACUCUUGAAAAGGAUACGCUUUGGAAAAAGCAAAGCAGAAUCAGACGGAUUCAACUACUGUCAUCAUCGUUACUUGGACUAAAUAACGGCCGCCACUUUACCGUGGUCAUUUCUCUACGUAGUAUUGAACGGUUUUUGUGUGGUGAAGAAAACCUAACCAUUCAAAAUGACGGCGGCGGCUUCAAACUGGGGUUUGAUCAUGAACGUGGUCAACAGCAUCGUUGGAGUGAGCGUUCUGACCAUGCCGUUCUGUUUCAAACAGUGUGGGAUAGUGCUGGGGACUUUGUUGCUGUUCUUCUGUUCGUGGAUGACCCACCAGUCGUGCAUGUUUCUGGUCCACACGGCUAACAGCACCAAACGCAGAACCUAUGCUGGCCUAGCUUUCCAUGCCUAUGGCAAACCAGGCAAAACACUGGUGGAGACCAGUAUGAUAGGUCUGAUGUUGGGGACCUGUAUUGCCUUCUAUGUCGUCAUCGCUGACCUGGGCUCUAAUUUCUUCGCCCAGUUGUUGGGCCUACCGGUGUCAUUUGGUUUCCGUGUGCUGCUGCUGAUCACGGUGUCUCUGGUCAUCGUGCUGCCUCUCAGUCUGCAGAGAAACCUGAUGUCAUCCAUCCAGUCCUUCUCUGCCAUGGCCCUCAUGUUCUACACGUUCUUCAUGUUCACGAUAGUCAUGUCUUCUCUGCGUUACGGCCUGAUCUCAGGCUCCUGGUUCGAGCGUGUACACCUGUGGCGGGUCAGGGGCGUCAUACAGUGCCUGCCCAUUAUCGCCACCACCUUCUGCUGUCACCCGCAGGUGUUGCCUACCUACGACAGUCUGGACGAGCCCUCCAUCAAACGCAUGAGCACCAUCUUCACCACCUCCCUCAACGUCGUCACCACCUUCUACAUCACGGUGGGCUUCUUUGGUUACGUCAGUUUCACGGACGACAUAGCCGGUAACGUUCUGAUGAACUUCCCUUCUAACCUGGUGACAGAGAUGAUCCGGGUGGGCUUCAUGAUGUCAGUGGCUGUCGGCUUCCCCAUGAUGAUACUGCCCUGUAGACAGGCCAUCAACACCAUGCUGUUCGAACAACAGCAGAAGGACGGGACGUUUGCUGCAGGGGGGUACAUGCCUCCACUUCGUUUUAAGAUGAUCACCCUCGCCAUCGUCUUCGGAACCAUGCUGGGAGGCAUCCUCAUCCCCAAUGUGGAGACCAUCCUGGGACUGACUGGAGCCACCAUGGGCUCCCUCAUCUGCUUCAUCUGCCCCGCCCUCAUCUACAGAAAGAUACAGAAGAAUGGACUCACUGCACAGCUGGUGUUAUGGGUGGGGUUAGGCAUCCUGCUGGUCAGCACCCUUACCACGUUGUCAAUCUCAGCCAGUGACUCCACCCCAAAGCAGGCCCCUCCUCCCCCUGCAUCGGUCAAGAGUGCCAUCUUUGGGGUCCUUCCUGAUAUUCCUGAUUUACGGAACGCAGUAGAGAAGCCAGUGGUAGUGAAACCGCCUGAGGUGAAGCCUAAUGCCCCUGCUGCAGUAGAGCCAGACCGUCCAGUGGAGAGACAGCAGGAGCAGGCUGAGCCCCCCCAGAUCAAAGGACCUGAACAAGCAGUAGCAGACAUGAAAAAGAAGGAGGAGGUACAACUGGACCGCCCCGACGCAGGUGUGGCGGUACCUGAUGGGGAGGCCCAUCGGCACGAGCCGCCCAUCCCGCACGAUGAGGUCCAUAUAGAGAAGAGGAAGAAUGACGCCGAGCUGGAGGAGGAGAAGAACCAACCUGCAGUGGGAGGAGAAGAGGGGCAGUCUGAGGGAGGAGAGAAGGAGAAAUUGGUGGUGAAAAAGGAGGAAGUGGAAGAGGCCGAGGCGCAGUUCAAUGAGGUGCAGGAGAAGCCUGACCCGGGGGUGGGGCAGAAACAAGAAGUCCUGCCCCUAAAGGAAGUGGAGAAACUUGGCCCAGUGAAAGAGGUGCUUGCUGUGAAGCAUAUGGUGGCUGAGCAGGCGCUGGUUGAGGAUUCGGCCAAAGCCCCAGAUCCUGCUGGGAAACGUGUGCCGGCGGCCCCAGUUCCUGUAGCAGUGGUUCCUGGGGCAGCGGAGAUGGCUGCUGCUCCAGAAGCAAAGGAAGGGAAGGAGGGAGGAGCGGAGGACAAAAUGGAUGUGAUAAAAAAGAUGGUUGCAGAGGGUCAGUUGGACCAUGCCGUUCUGCUGCAGGUUAUAAAGGAGCAGCAGGAGCAGCAGAAGAGACUGUUGGACCAGCAGGAGAAACUACUGGCUGUCAUACAGGAACAGCACCAGGAGAUGCACCCCAAAAAGACAGAUGAAGCUCCAGAGGCUGAUGCAGAGAAGGGAGUACAGGAGGAGGGGGGAGCAUCCAAGCCCAAAGACCCAGAUCAAGAUGGCCCUGCCCUGGCCUCAGACGCCAAGGAGCCCAACGGAGCAGGAGCUGGAGCUCUACAGGCCGGAGGGGCCGAGCAUCACGUCCAGCCCCAGAAUGAGGUCCUCCCUGUGGAGAAGAGUGCAGAAGAGCAGGUCGUCAAAGUGAUUCUCCCCGUGAUCCCCAAGGAAGUAGUCCAGGAAGUCCCUAAACAGGCGAUUGUGGCAGGAGUAUCAGUGGUGGCAGGGGCACCGUUGGAGGACCCUAAGGAGAGGGAGCUGGGAGCUAGAGGGGUACCGCUGGGUCAGAAGGUGGCAGAGGGGGUGAAAGUAGAACCAGACCAGCCCAAACACAGAAAGGAGCAGCCACCACCUGCUAAAGCUGAGGACGGGCCAGGGAAAGGAUCGGUAGAGGCAGUAGACAAGGACAAGGAGAGGAUGGAGAAAGAGACACUGGAGGAGGACAGGAUCAAUAGAGAGGUGCAGGCGAGAGUGGAGAAGGAACAGUUAGAGAGGGAGAGGAGAGGGAAACUGGUGAGAGAGCAGGAGAUGGAAAAAGACCAAGUAAAGAAGGAGAAAGAGAGGCUGGGAAAGGAGCGAGCAGAGAUGGAGAAGGCUUAUAAGGAGAAAGCAGAGCGAGAGAGGAUCCAGUGGGAGAAGGAAAAGACUGAGAGAGAGGUGAUGGAGAGAGCGAAGAGGGGAGGAAGAGGGGAGGAACAGGCUCUGGCUGUAGCUGGGCCAGGACCUGUCGAACCAGGAGUAGUAGGAGGAGAACUAGGGGCUGUGAAGAAGAGUGGACGGGACCUGAAGGAGAGGGCAGCCGUCCAGUCAGACUCCAGGGACUUUGUGGAAGCCCAGCCCCAGGUGAUCCACGAGAAGGAGAAGGCCAGGGAUCAAGGAGACAUGGACCUGAGGAGGAGAAGGAGAGCCCUGGGGGUAAGAGGUGCUGGAGGGGCAGGGGAGUCCAGGGAGGGUGACCUGGAGCCCUUCUUGGACAUGGGGGACGCAGAUCUCCAUGCAGCCCUGGGGGGAGCACUGGUACACACACGCCAGAUUAAACAGACCUCUGAGCUUGAGAGAGACGAGUAACUGGGAUUGGGUAACGGCAUACACGCACAUGAAUACGGUAUAACACACUCACGGACCGUUGGGUUGGACUGUGCGAAUCCCUAUAUUUAAACAAACACACUCACAUAGUGGGUCAGACUGUGCACACACACACUGGGUCAGACUGCGCUAACCUUGUACACAUAUUCAUACUAAUCACAACGCAUACACACUCUUUCUCUCCCCCACAGUCAUGUACCGUGGAUCACACUAUAUUGCUUUACCACCUGCCUUCACAAUACCUGACCAGUACAGGAGGAGUGUGAGUGUGUGAGAUGCAUUGAUGUGAUAGGGAACAUUCUGGCUACGUUUACACAGGCAACCCAAUUCUGAUCUUUUUCACAAUUAUUGGCAAAAGAUCUGAUCUGAAUUGUGCUGCCUGUAUGAAUGCAGCCACUGUGUCUUCAUGUGACCUUAGUCUGUGGGCUUCUAUUACCAAAUACUAGUGCUUUCUUUAGUGCUCCUUCCAUGAUUCCAGAAGAUACAGGAUAAUAGUGAUGAUAAAGAUAUUGUAGCAAUGAUCACAUAUUAUUCUAUAAUAUGCUGUAUAAUGCUGCCAUAAAUCUAGUCUUUAUUAAAAGUAUAUUUGUAUGUAAAUGUUAACUUAUUUUUUGUUUUCUCUGGGGUGAGAUUUGGACUAGAAUGUAUGUUAAGCUAUGCAAUACCACAUAGUUUCUUUUUUUCCUGUGUUUGAGAGAGCAAUGUACCAUCUAUCCAAUGACUUGUAUUUUAGUCAUUUUAAAUCCCUUGAUACUUCUAAGUGAUUUGGCGUUUUCAUUUGGGCUCUGGAAAGAUUACUUGCUGGUGUUUUUGUUAAGCCCAAUGUAUGUUGGUUAUUGUGUGCUGUAAAUAGCGUCUAUAUGCUCUCUGAACUGUAGCUAAAUGUCCUCGUGCUGGCUUUUACAUGUUCUUUGAACGCUUUCCAAAAAUAUUUAAUUGGGGAUCAAUUGGUUAUCUUCAGUGCUUCUUCCAGAUAAUUUGACUCUUGAUUUUGAAAACAAGAAUGUAGUGCUGUCGAAAUGUGUAUCCUUAUCAUACACAUACAGUACAAUUCCAAUAUGAUUUUAUAUGUAAGUUCUGAAUCCAUAACUCUGUGAUUCUACAUUCCAUGUUCUUGUGCCUUACAUGUGCUACAGCAGUGUUUUUUUGUGACUUAAAAGGAAUAUGGUUCUUUUGUUUUGUCAUAUCCUGUGUGUGAGGGCUCCACUGCUUUGUGCCUCUAUCCCAACUUGGGGUGAAAUUAAUGGGUCGAAGUGAACAUCUUUAUGCCUGUAUUGAGAUGUAAAUGUAGAAUUUCCAGAACUCGAGUGCAAUUAGUCGUCAUCUCUCGCUCUCUAUUCUUGUAGCAUUUGAAACAGUGGCUUGGACUUCUACAAUGGUGCCCUGUGAUGUGGCUACCAUAAGAACAGUGAAUGAAAUGGACUUCAUAGAGGGAGGACAUCAACAGUGGCUUCAUAACUGCUCAUGACUUCUUUAGAGUUAUUUAAGUCUGGGUCGACUCAUAUUUCUGAAAAUGUCAAAAUAUGAAAUGUUGGUUGUCAAUGUGUGUUGUGUACAUUAAAGAAAGAGACCCCAUACACCAAUUUGCAUAUUUCUACAUUACAUAAAGACACAGUCCUGCAAGU
Messenger RNA from Salvelinus namaycush (lake trout), 5505 nucleotides. Its product is annotated as putative sodium-coupled neutral amino acid transporter 10. Lineage: Eukaryota; Metazoa; Chordata; Actinopteri; Salmoniformes; Salmonidae. The record is from RefSeq and is a predicted model, not a curated record. Gene Ontology annotation, molecular function: amino acid transmembrane transporter activity. The transcript is spliced from 16 exons. Bases 593 to 3862 code for a protein of 1089 amino acids. Gene Ontology annotation, biological process: amino acid transmembrane transport.